CAUACAGGGGACCUCAAAGAGGAUGUCAGCCGAUUAUGUAUAGUGGCUGCAGUUUACUGCAGUAGUGUUCGCUUCCGCAUUGAUCCUAGCAAGCGCUGGCAGUGCGGGAGAAUGUAUCACUCAAAAUGUAGCAUAUUUCAGAGACCACUGAGGCAAACGCGAUUUAUACAGUGCAUGUAUGUGGUUGGAUUUAUGGACCUGUUUGGCGUCAGCAUGAUCAUCCCUCUGUUGAGUCAUCAUGUGAAGUCGCUGGGGGCUAGUCCAACAGUGGCUGGGAUUGUAGGUUCCACUUAUGGCAUCUUACAGCUGUUUUCCAGUACAGUCAUUGGCAGCUGGAGUGACGUGGUGGGGAGGCGGUACUCUCUCCUGACCUGCCUUCUGCUGAGCACUCUGGGAUACGCCCUGCUUGGUCUGUCCACUAGUAUUGUCCUGUUUGUGGUUGCCAGGAUACCUGUGGGACUCUUUAAACACUCACUGUCGAUAUGUCGGGCCCUGCUGUCUGACCUGGUGUCGGAGACGGAGCGCCCCCUGGUGAUGGGGCACUUCAACGCAGCCUCCAGUGUGGGCUUCAUCUUGGGCCCAGUGGUGGGGGGGUACCUCACGGAGCAUGAGGGUGGCUUCUACACCUCCUCCUUCGUCUGUGCAGCCAUCUUCCUCCUCAAUGCAGGCUUAGUGUGGAUGCUGCCUUGGAGCGAUGCCCCGAGCCGUACGGACGCCAAUGCCAACAGCAACAGUGAAUCCCCAGACACGGCAAAGAGGUCAAGGCAGAAUGGUUCGGACGGGGCCAACCACAUUGGGCCAGGGCCAGGCCUGGUGGGGCGGGACCCAUCCCCCCUGCAGCCCGCCUGGAGGCAGCUGUCAUCGGUGCUGCUGCGGAUACGCACGGUGGCGUCCUCAGACAUGUGGGACGUGUUCUUGGUGCGCCUCCUCAUGGCAGUGGCCAUCAUGUUGUACUACAGCAACUUCUCGCUGGCGCUGGAGGAGCGCUUCGCCCUCAAGCCCAAGGUGACAGGCUACCUGAUCAGCUACAGCAGCACGCUGGGGGCGCUGGCUGGCUGCCUGGUGGGGCCUGUCACCAAGCUCUACCGAAACGACAUGUCGGCUCUGCUGCUGCACUCCACCAUGCUCACCUGCUCACUCAUUUUCCUGUACGCCACGGCGCCCAGCGUGUGGCAGGUGCUGCUCACUUCCACCUUCUUCGCCAUCUCCACCACCAUUGGCCGCACCUGCAUCACGGACUUGGAGCUGCGGCGUGGCGGUGGCGCCCGGGCCAGUGGCACGCUCAUUGGCGCCGGGCAGUCGGUCACCGCCGUGGGCCGUGUGCUGGCACCCCUGCUCUCAGGUCUGGCGCAGGAGGUGAGCCCCUGCGGGCCACCCGCCCUCGGGGUCGUGCUGGCACUCGCCGCCGUCCUGCUGCUGCUCAUCAGGAUGCCCAAGUGGGACAGCAAGGGGAAGGCCAAAAAUCCCAAACUCUGAGAGAAAGAGAGAAAGAGAGAGAGAGAGAGAGAGAGAGAGAGAGAAGGAGAGAGAAGGGCAGACACUAUUUCAGAGCGUUGUGAUGGCAGCAGCCAAUUGUCCAGGCUUUGGCCUUUUGGGAGGUGCUCUUUCUCGACGGCCAGCAUGUCUCAGUGGCCGUUCAUGGAGACGGAUACCUCUGCCGUUAGCCGGGUCGCUGUGCAGGAAUCAUCACCAGCAUUGCUACUCCUGUGUCCUGUACUCACGGGCAGCAGUAGCAAACUCUAAACUCAAGCACAGUGUUACCGAGUCAACCCUAAACGCAAGGUCCAGCAGUCUUUUUAUAAUGAGAGUUUAUCAUAUUUGUGCAAACAGAUUGCACAAAAAGAGUACAUUGAGACUAAAGCUGUCAGGCUGAAAGUCACAGGGAGCUCACCUGUACUGACACAUCACAGAGCCAUAGGAAGGCUCAGCCUUGUUUAAUUUUGCACAAUGGGAAGAGAUGAGUGCAACACUAAAACAGUUCAUGGCACUCUGCUAAGCUAACCACUUUAGUUUUUGAUGAUCUAUCAAAGAAUUUUGGUGUGGAACAAAAACAUCUAACAAUUGCUCAGUGUCUUGUCUUUGCCCUGCAGCCAACUAGAAAGUAGGUCAAUUUAUGAAUUCGUGGAAUUCCUGUGCAAUUUAGCCUGUUUACCACUCAUGUUUCUCAAGCACCUAGUUUCAGUCCUGUUUAUCAGAUGGAAGGGGGUUACCAUUUAGACUCUGGCAGGACUUGUGUCAGUAUUUUAUUUUUCUGUUGGUAUCAGAAUGGGGUUUAAAUAUUUGGAACUUUUGUUGGGAGGUUUGUUUUAUUUUUAAAUUCUAAUAUACAUUGGUCAUUAAUUCCGACAAUUAUUUAUAUGGGGUUGAAAUACUUUGAGUCUGAACAUUCAUUUAAUAAGUAUAUAUUCGAUAUUUAAAACAGUGGGAGUUUUUAUGAUCCCAAUAGCCUAAUAAAGGUGAGGUCAUUUAAAUUAAUGGUAGUUCUUUUUCCCAGAAGAGAUGUUACACUCACCUCUGCAUUGAAAAUGAGUCCCGUUUAAAAUCCAACAUCCUAAAUGUUCAUUAAAUAACCCCUUUAUUUGAAAAUGAAAUGAUCAUUCGAGUCAAUUUCGGACGUGAUUGCUGUUCGCGUUGAAUAACGUUGCUCUGUGUAAUUCUUCCCACUGUUAUUGGCAUUGCCUGGAGAAUGAUUGAAAUUUUCCAAGGAAAAAAAGACACAUACUGCAGAAGCACCAGCAGUACUUAAUAUGAAGGAGACAGAAUAGACAACGUAUUUUUGUUAAUAAGACUCAUUCAAGUACACCCUAUGUGUCCAAAACAAUGUUAAUACAUGUUUUACUUAAUCUUUGAGAUUUGUGUGCCUGAACUAUUCUUUUGUUUUCUGAGCAAUUGUAUUGUCUGGAUUGGCAGACAUUGUCUGGAUUGGCAGUUUGUUUCUCAAUGUCGGUCUUCCACUUGUGGCCUUGAAUUGGUAGGUUUUUUACUUUAAUUGAUGGAAUUAGGUUUUUCACGGUUCUGAACAAUCCGAGGAAAAGUUGACGGAAUAAAGCAAAACUGCAUUUUCAAAGUCGUUCUUCAUUUGCGCAACAAUUUCAAAUCGUCAUCCUUUGACUAGGAUAAUGGCAGCCAUUGAUAACCCUUAGUCACAGAAACACAUUACCACUAGGUGGCAGCAACGCACGUAGAGUAAAGAGCUCCUCUCCAUUGGCGUUAGAGGGCACCUUCAGUUGAUGCGUUUGAACCACUCCUUGCAAGACUCGCGAGAUACGGUAAAACUGGUGUGUA
Messenger RNA from Megalops cyprinoides (Indo-Pacific tarpon), 3285 nucleotides. RefSeq names its product major facilitator superfamily domain containing 9 (gene slc67a2). Gene Ontology annotation, molecular function: transmembrane transporter activity. Bases 112 to 1476 code for a protein of 454 amino acids. NCBI's taxonomy places the organism in Eukaryota, Metazoa, Chordata, Actinopteri, Elopiformes, Megalopidae. The transcript has 6 exons. Gene Ontology annotation, biological process: transmembrane transport. The record is from RefSeq and is a predicted model, not a curated record.